UAUUGUAUAAAAAAAUAGCAUUAGGACUUGGUUAAACGAAAUCUUAUAGUACUAUAGUACUAAAAUUUCAAUGAAGUGCACUGAAACUGAUGCAAUAAAAAAGGCUAAUGGGAGCAUAGUUCAAGGUACGAUACAUCAUUUUUCUUCCCAACAUUUGACUGCAAUUCGAGGGUAUAGAAGCUUCAAUUCUUGUUUUGUUUUUUCCUUGGGAUACAUAACCAGAUCUUCUAUUAUACUAUAAUACUUACCAUGUAGUUUAUAGUAUUCGGUAUUUAUUAAUCGAUUCCUACUUGUUUUCAAAGCAAAUUAGUCAGACUUAAUAAAGAACAGCUGUAAACCUUGGUGAUUAAAGUUAAUCCUUAUAACCAUAUUCACGCCACACACAAAAGGGUGCUACGUUGUAUAUUACACGUACACACGUUCUUUAUACACUUAUAUAUGUAUACUGAUAAAUCCGAUUAGUAAAAUUUGCAAAUUGAAUAAUAUAAUAUUUGUAGGAGUAGAUACAAUACUAGUUAUAUUUUUUAUAAAAAAAUUGAACAUGAAACACUAUUAAAGAAAAAUAUGACUAUUGGUAACAUCAUAUAUAUUGUAUAUUAGAAAAUGUUAAAGUUAACUAAAAAGUAAGAAGAGAAAACUGAUUUAUUUACAUAUAAUAACACAUAAACAAUUCAAUAUGAUGUAUGAUGAGUUUGUAAGAUAAUUUGCUCAUAAGAUUUACAAGAAAUUGCAGUGAACAAAAAAAAGAUUUAUAAGAAAUUGCAUAUUCUAGAGAAUAUCUAUUUUUAGUUGUGCAUAAAGAUAGUUUUAAAUCAACAAGAAAAGUUACAAUAGGAAUUGCGGAUACAAUAAAGUAUUUCUCAUAUAUUUCUGUGACCAGCUUUGCUAUAUUAAAUUGAAAAGAAAAUAAUAGUGGCACUAAUCCAUAGAAAGCCGAGUCUCUCCCUCAUCUCUUUCUAUCUCAAAGAAGAAGAAAGAGAGAGACAGAAACCCUAAACAUCGUGCCCUUUAAGCUACGAUAUCUUCAGUUUUGUUGAAGUUCAUUUUGCUUGCUUGUUUGCCUUCUCUCUUUCACUGUCUUCUACCUCUUGCCUCUAACAGAAGCAAUACUUUCCGACCUCCAAGGGCAAAGGAGAAAAGGGAAGCAUCUUUAAUUUUUUUUAAAGAAGAGUACGCAUAAUGGAGAUAGGCUCGUCGUCCACAGUGGCCGGAGGAGGACAGCUCUCGGUGCCUCCAGGUUUUCGGUUUCAUCCAACCGAGGAGGAGCUUCUCUAUUAUUACCUCAAGAAGAAGGUUUCUUAUGAACCAAUUGAUUUAGAUGUCAUUAGAGAAGUUGAUCUCAACAAGCUUGAACCUUGGGAUCUUAAAGAAAAAUGCAGAAUCGGGUCGGGUCCUCAAAACGAGUGGUACUUCUUUAGCCACAAGGACAAGAAAUAUCCAACUGGAACCCGAACGAACCGGGCCACUGCAGCCGGGUUCUGGAAGGCUACUGGUAGAGACAAAUCCAUACACCUAAACAGCUCCAAGAAGAUUGGACUUCGUAAGACUCUUGUCUUCUACACUGGUCGUGCUCCUCAUGGCCAAAAAACUGAAUGGAUCAUGCACGAAUAUCGCCUAGACGAUAACGAAAACGAGAUCCAGGAAGAUGGGUGGGUUGUAUGCAGAGUGUUCAAGAAGAAGAACCAUUUUAGAGGAUUUCACCAAGAACAAGAUCAAGAUCAUCAUCAUCACCAAUACAUAAGCACCAACAAUGAUCAUGAUCACCAUCAUCAUCAGCAUCACACUGAAUCCAAUUCAAACAAUCAUUCUUCUUUGAUCCCACUAUCUCUGGAUCAUCAUCAUCAUAACAUGGGAAGACAGAUCCACAUGCCGUUACAUGAGUUUUCAAACACUUUAAGCCACGGGUCAAUGCAUCUCCCUCAGCUCUUUAGCCCUGACUCGGCCGCAGCAGCAGCAGCAGCCCAACCGUUUGUGUUGUCAAUCAACACAACAGACAUUGAAUGCUCACAGAAUCUACUGAGGCUGACUUCUAACAACAACAACUAUGGCGGAGACUGGUCGUUUCUGGACAAGCUUCUCACUACGACCAACAUGAAUCAGCAGCAGCAAGUGCAGAACCAUCAGGCAAAAUGUUUUGGUGACUCAAGUAACAACGACCAGGCUGUUACUCAUGACCAUCUGGGCAAUAAUAAUGGUAAUGAAAGGUUCCCGUUUCACUAUCUGGGAAACGAUGCUAAUCUUCUCAAGUUCCCAAAGUAGACCAAAUCAAAUUUGAUUUGAUUUGUUCAAUCUCAUGUUUUCAAUUUUACUCUCUUCUUUAAGCUGUUGGACUUAUCACAGCAACCACGUUAAUGUUUCUGAAAUCUGUUACAUUUUUCUUCUAUAAUUCGGUCUUUCAUUAAUGAAAAACUACCCUCAAGGUUCAA
Messenger RNA from Brassica napus (rape), 2426 nucleotides. RefSeq names its product protein SOMBRERO. Gene Ontology annotation, molecular function: DNA binding. Bases 1180 to 2259 code for a protein of 359 amino acids. Gene Ontology annotation, biological process: regulation of DNA-templated transcription. The record is from RefSeq and is a predicted model, not a curated record. Lineage: Eukaryota; Viridiplantae; Streptophyta; Magnoliopsida; Brassicales; Brassicaceae. The transcript has 4 exons.